This is a messenger RNA of Prorocentrum cordatum, 521 nucleotides long. Lineage: Eukaryota; Dinophyceae; Prorocentrales; Prorocentraceae. The record is from the annotation of a GenBank genome assembly.
GGGCGGCGGGGCGGUGCCGCGGCGUGCGGCGCAGGAGGAGGCCCUCCUGGCGGCGGAGGCGGCGGCCGAACGCACCCUCAACUUUGCCAUGGCCGCGGACCUCCGAAGGCGGCGCCUGGACCUGUGGGUGAGGUCGUGGGCCGAGGACCUGCAGGCCUUCGAGGCCGUCUUCCGGGCCGCGGAGGCCUCCGGCCUGGCGCCCCCCGCGGAGGGUCGGGGCCCCGGGAUGCCGGGGACUUCCCAAGCCCUCGGGAGGGCGCGGGCUUCCUCGACAUCUCCUCCAUGGCGGCCGUGUACAGGGCGUGCCCCACCUGGCUGCGCGGCUGGGAGUGGCACGACCUGUACAUGAAACGCGUCGUCAACUUCAGCGUUUGGAAGCUGAAGGAGGUUGUCGGGGACCGCGCGGAGCUCGCGUCGAAGCGGCGGGGCACCCUCCAUCUCGCCGUCGUCCUGUCGCGCAGGCUGCUCGGCAUGUGCGGCCGCGAGAUGUGGCAGCUUCUCGACGAUCGUCAUCUGGGGAC